Messenger RNA from Gekko japonicus, 3261 nucleotides. It is a transcript of the gene GLE1, whose product is annotated as GLE1, RNA export mediator. Gene Ontology annotation, biological process: regulation of translational initiation; poly(A)+ mRNA export from nucleus; regulation of translational termination. The record is from RefSeq and is a predicted model, not a curated record. NCBI's taxonomy places the organism in Eukaryota, Metazoa, Chordata, Lepidosauria, Squamata, Gekkonidae. Gene Ontology annotation, molecular function: translation initiation factor binding; phospholipid binding; inositol hexakisphosphate binding. Bases 90 to 2219 code for a protein of 709 amino acids. Gene Ontology annotation, cellular component: cytoplasm; nuclear pore cytoplasmic filaments; nuclear pore. The transcript has 16 exons.
GUGCGGCUGCUUCGGCCGGUUUCCUGGGCGGCGGUUUCGGCGAGGCGUUCCCUUGGUUCUCCGGUCGGAGCCCUCCUCUGUGGCGGGAGAUGCCGUCGGAGCAGUUCCGCAUGGAGACCCUGCAGGCGCUCCGGAGCAGCCGCAAAGGGCAGCUCAUCUACUGCCGGGAGUGGGACCCGGGCGAGGAGAUUCUGGAAGGGGUCAGAGCCCCCCCUGAGCUGUCUCCCUAUUCAGGUUGGGUGCUGGAACAGCUGCUCUCCCGCUCUCCAAAGGAAGGUCCUCACUUCGCAAGCUCAGCUCCAGAAGAAGAAUCCGCUCCUGUCACAUCCCACGUGUCCUCUCUCGCAAACACUGCUUCACCCACUAGCCUGUUGCUUUCCAGACCACUUUCAACAGAAGCACCAAGUGAUGCACAGGACUGUGACGAAUGGAGAGAUCUGGAGACCAACCAGGAGAGCGUUCCUGUGCCUCCCCCUUCAAAAAGUGUGGAGGUGGAAGGCCUGAUACGCUUGCAUGAGGAAAUCCAGAGGCUGAAGGGAAAGGAAGAGCUCAGGAAGCGCCUGGAACAGCAAGAGCAGGUGGUGAAGGCCGCCUCAGAGGAGGCGAGCGAACUGCUGAAGCGCUUCGAUGAGCUCAAGGAGCUGAAGCAACAUCAGGAAUAUCAAGACUUGAAGCAAGUGAUCGAGAGCAGCUCCAAAGAAACUCAAGGGCAACAGGAGAAGCUGAAAGAGGAGCAUCGUCGCAGAGCCAAGCUUUUGAACCGGAAAUUGCGAGAGGCGGAGCAGCAGCGCCAGCGCCAAGAGGAACUGGAGCGCCUUCGCAAAGAGGAGAGCCAGGAGUGGCUCCGGCGCCUCUAUUCCAUCCAAGAGGAGGUGCUCAGGAUCAAUCAACAGAUCGGCGUCCAUAACAGGCAUAAGGACCUGCCCGGGGUUGACUUCUCGGCGUACAGCAACCGCAGCAAUCAGAUCUGCGGGGAAGUGUCCGGGCUCGUCCGCGUGGCCAGCGAGAGAGGCUUUCCUGCUCAAGUGGACAUGGGCUCUGCUGAACAGGCACUCCUGGAAAUGCAAGGGUUAAUUGCCAGUAUGCAGCAGGAGAUUGGCCUGGCCAUGGAAGAGAAAAGGAGGCGUGAGGAGGAGGCGGCAGCAGCGGCAGCAGCCAGGGAGAGGCAGAAGGAGUUGCAGAAGCAGGAGCUUGCAAAAGCUCAGGUCCCAAGUCCCACGAAGCCUGUUGGAGGGAAGUCCCCGGACACUGGGCUUCAGGUGAAAGCUGCAGAGAAAACACUGCAGUGGUACCAUCAGUUGCAGAAAGAGUAUGACCAGUGCGUUGCUUCCUUCAGCGGGCUGGCCGACAGCCAGGAUAGCCAGGUGAAAAGAAUCAGAAUGGAUUUGCAGAAGGCAGCCACCAUCCCAGUCAGUCAGAUUUCGACCAGAGCAGGUUCUCAGCUGAGAGAGAUAUUUGAUAAGAUCAAUAACCUCCUUUCAGGAAAGUCUGUACAUAGUGGUGGGCGCAACGUAAGCGUCACGCAACAUCCUCAAGGGCUGGCAUUCGUUUAUUUCAAGUUGGCAGAAAAGUUUGUGAAACAAGGAGAGGAGGAAGUGGCUUCGCAUCACGAGGCGGCUUUCCCAAUCGCUGUGGUGGCUUCAGGCAUCUGGGAGCUGCACCCCAAGGUCGGAGACCUCAUUCUGGCACACCUGCACAAAAAGUGUCCCUACGCUGUCCCAUUCUACCCAGCUCUGAAGGAAGGCACUCCCCUGGAGGAAUAUCAGAGGAUGCUGGGUUACCAAGUUAAAGAUUCCAAAGUAGAGCCACAGGAUAACUUCCUGAAACGAAUGUCUGGGAUGAUCCGCCUGUACGCAGCUAUACUUCAGCUUCGGUGGCCUUAUGGAAACAGUCAGGGGAGUCACCCUCAUGGACUGAACCAUGCUUGGUGCUGCCUGGCGCAAAUGCUGAACAUGGAGCCUCUGGCAGAUGUGACAGCCACGAUUCUGUUUGACUUCUUGGAGGUCUGUGGGAACGCUCUCAUGAAGCAAUACCAGGUGCAGUUUUGGAAGAUGAUGCUCCUUAUCAGAGAAGAGUAUUUCCCAAGAAUUGAAGCAAUUACUAGUUCUGGAGAAAUGGGCUCCUUAAUGAGAUUCAAGCAGUUCCUGGAGAAAUGUUUACAACGGAAGGAAAUCCCUCUACCAAAGGGGUUUUUGCCACCAUCUUUCUGGAAGUUAUGAUUUGGCUUCUCCCGGUUGCGUCUUCGCCUAGAAGUUCAAAGAAUGGUCUCCCUCGUGAGAAGGAAACCAGUUAAGCCUCCAGAGACUUUUUCGCACUGAGGACGUUCAAUCAACAGAGGAACUUUGCUGUUCUCCAAGUUUUAUUUUCUGCUGUGCAGGAUUCAGAUCUUAGUAACACUGCCAUAAAUUUCUUCAUAAAGAAUUUUUUUAAUGUCUGUUUAAUUCUGUCAGCUCUCUGUAACAGGAUAUGAUAGGACACUAUAUUAAUAAUUAUUGCCAGUUUGGGCCCCCCCAAGCCCAUCAGUGGAAUGCUUUUCACUGUCUUAGAGGAUGUCACAGAGCUUGUGAAAUUGCAUAAGCUUAGUAUUUGCACAAAGAGUGUCCCUAUCUUAGGAGCACUGAGAACAGAAACUAAGAAGCCUGGUUCUAAAAUAUUGUUAAUACAAUCAAGGAGCACUUUUAAUUGCUUAGUUCUUCUGAGGAAGCAGUAGCAAUCCGUUGUAAGUUCAGGCAGCAGCAGGUGUUUUAGCUCAUGGAGGGGUGUCUCCUUUAUUUUUAAGAAGGAUAGCCAUUGAUUUAUGCUUUUUUUUACCACCUCUUGUUAAAAUGGCCUUUUAUUUCCCUGGACGAAACAGUAUUUGGUAUUCCGGGGAUUUACUUGAUUUCACAGUUUUUCUAUUUAGUUGGCAUCCGAGAAGAAGCCGCUGCAUUUUGCGUCUGUUUUUUAUGAAAACAGAAGAUGAAAUUGUCUUCCCAUUAAUGCAUUUCAAAUACAGGCAACACUGGGGGAUUAGAUGGUGAGGAUGCAUAUAUAAAAUCAUGCAUUAGCACUGCCCAGUAGAGGAAACGCUCCUUUGAUUAGUUUUAACUGGAUGUCACAUGGACUGGAUGCCAGGGCAGGCCAUUGCCGCCUGGAAGGGAAGGGCGACUGCUUUCUCCUUCACAAUACUUGUAUCCGUUUGUCGGCAGUCUUGAGCAGGAAACGUCGAAUUAAGUUUUUGUAUUGCUCUCUUACAUUGAUGGGUAUCGUGAGAAUACAUGG